Molecule: messenger RNA, 1946 nt
Organism: Nasonia vitripennis (jewel wasp)
Lineage: Eukaryota; Metazoa; Arthropoda; Insecta; Hymenoptera; Pteromalidae
Gene: RtcB
Product: tRNA-splicing ligase RtcB homolog
Exons: 9
Coding region: 246-1766 (506 amino acids)
Biological process (GO): tRNA splicing, via endonucleolytic cleavage and ligation
Cellular component (GO): nucleus; tRNA-splicing ligase complex
Molecular function (GO): RNA ligase (ATP) activity
Source: RefSeq, a predicted model, not a curated record
AUAGCGCCACCCACCGCGAAACACCUCGAAUUUUCAAACCGUCGUUUAUGUCCAUGUACACAUUGCUGAACCUAGAUAUGCAUGUCUAUCGCGAAUAAUUGACAUAAACAUAACCUUAAUCUAAUCGGUGUCUGGAUUGAUGCGGUAUUGCGAUUUGCGGUAUUGCUAUAUAUUACAAACUAUAAUCUUCGAGUAAUUUUAUUUAUUCGUACGUAUAUAUUGUGGAACAAUCCUUACCAGUAAAAAUGGUUGUGCGGCAAUAUACAGAAGAAUUAAAAUAUUUGGAAAAAAUAAACGCUAACUGUUGGAAAAUUAAAAAGGGUUUUCAACCUAACAUGAAGGUUGAAGGUGUAUUUUAUGUAAAUAAUACGCUAGAGAAGUUAAUGCUUGAUGAACUGAAAAAUGCAUGUAGACCUGGUGCUGUGGGAGGAUUUUUACCAGGAGUUAAACAAAUAGCGAAUGUUGCAGCUCUUCCUGGUAUAGUAGGAAGAUCAGUGGGUUUACCAGAUGUUCAUUCUGGAUAUGGAUUUGCAAUAGGUAACAUGGCAGCAUUUGAUAUGAACGAUCCAAAAUCUAUUAUUUCACCUGGUGGUGUAGGAUUUGAUAUUAAUUGUGGUGUGAGACUUUUAAGAACAAACCUUUUUGAAAAGGAUGUACAACCAGUUAAGGAACAACUUGCUCAAAGUAUGUUUGAUCACAUACCAGUAGGUGUUGGCUCCAAAGGAAUCAUCCCUAUGAAUGCCAGAGAUUUGGAAGAAGCUUUGGAAAUGGGAAUGGACUGGUCCCUAAGAGAAGGAUAUAUUUGGGCUGAGGAUAAAGAACAUUGUGAAGAGUACGGUAGAAUGUUACAGGCAGAUCCAUCUAAAGUAUCAAUGCGAGCUAAAAAACGGGGUCUUCCACAGUUGGGUACAUUAGGAGCAGGAAAUCAUUAUGCGGAGAUUCAAGUUGUAGAAGAAAUUUACAACAAAUCAGCAGCUAGUAAGAUGGGUAUUGAAGAAAAGGGUCAAGUUUGUGUUAUGAUUCAUUCAGGAAGUCGUGGCUUUGGUCAUCAAGUAGCUACAGAUGCCUUGGUUCAAAUGGAAAAAGCUAUGAAAAGAGAUAACAUUGAAGUGAAUGACAGGCAACUUGCAUGUGCACACAUUAAUUCACAAGAAGGUCAAGAUUACCUAAAAUCAAUGGCUGCAGCUGCGAAUUUUGCGUGGGUGAAUCGAAGUUCUAUGACAUUCCUAAGUCGGCAAGCGUUUGCUAAACAGUUCAACAUGUCACCCGAUGAUUUGGAUAUGCACGUCAUCUAUGAUGUGUCUCACAACGUAGCUAAGGUCGAAGAGCAUAUGGUUGACGGGAAACAAAAAACACUCCUAGUUCAUCGAAAGGGAUCAACGAGAGCUUUCCCACCACAUCAUCCAUUGAUCCCUGUAGAUUAUCAAUUGACAGGUCAACCAGUAUUAAUUGGAGGUACCAUGGGUACAUGUAGUUAUGUACUUACGGGAACUGAACAAGGGAUGAACGAAACUUUUGGUUCGACGUGUCAUGGAGCCGGCCGGGCGCUAUCUCGUGCAAAAUCUAGGAGAAAAUUAGACUAUCAAAAAGUACUUAACAAGUUAGAAGACAUGGGUAUUUCUAUACGUGUUGCUUCGCCAAAGUUAGUUAUGGAAGAAGCUCCAGAAUCUUAUAAAAAUGUUACCGAUGUUGUAAAUACGUGUCACGACGCUGGAAUCUCUAAGAAGUGUAUUAAACUCAGACCGAUUGCAGUGAUAAAAGGAUAAAUUAAAAUGAUGCCGGUAAAUUAUGUUUUUGUACAACGUACUGAUAUUAAGUAUAUUUUAAGAAUACAUUAAACCUUGGAAAUGUGACAUUUUCCAUAAGUAUAAGUCAAUUUGUACCUAUUUACUGAAAUACUACUACGCAUAAUCGACUGUUGUAACUAAUAAAUGAAUUUUUCAAAA